Dracunculus medinensis (Guinea worm) is the source of this 345-nucleotide messenger RNA. The record is from the annotation of a GenBank genome assembly. NCBI's taxonomy places the organism in Eukaryota, Metazoa, Nematoda, Chromadorea, Rhabditida, Dracunculidae.
AUGAGUUCUUUCAUGACUCUCGGUGGCUUAACAACAUCAACUUCAACUGGCGAAUCAUUGGCCUUAAAUAAUUCGUCACCAACUUAUACUUCUGGAUCACUUUUGAACGAUAGUCUGCCAUCAACGAGUACCCUCAGACCAUAUCAAAAGAACGAUAGUAGUUCAUUCAGCGCGUUUAGUGCACGAUCUAAUCUCAACAAAUAUCAUCUUCAAGCAAAUUUAAAUCCGUCUCAACCACCAAAUUUUCCGUCACUUCUAAAUCCGGCUAUGAUGGCUGCACAAAUUGGUUUAUUAAAUUCGCCUAAUACGCUUAUGGCUAUGAUGCAGGUAAAAGUAUCGUGUUAA